AUGCCUUUACAUGGGAUUCUUGAGGUGGAAUUAUUUGAUGUAUGUGGUAUCGAUUUUAUGGGUCCUUAUCCAUCAUCUUACAAUGACAAGUACAUCCUGCUAGCGGGGGAUUAUGUAUUUAAAUGGGUGGAAGCAGCAACACCUACAAAUGACAACAAGGUGGUAUUUAAUUUCUUGCACAAGCAUAUAUUCACUCAUUUUGGCAUGCCUAGGGCUUUAAUACGUGACGAAGGCAACCAUUUUUGUAACAAGAUGAUGGAUGCCUUGCUUGCUUGUUAUGGUGUUAGUCAUGGAAUCGCUUCGGCAUACCAUGCUCAAACCAAUGGUCAAGCAGAACUAUCCAAUAGAGAAAUAAAAAGUAUCCUUGAGAAGACAGACAACAGAUUAAGAAGAGACUGGUCUAAGAAGCUAGAUUAUGCAUUAUGGGCAUACAUGACAGCAUACAAGACACUUAUUGGCAUUUCACCCCACCGCUUAGUUUUUGGAAAAGCUUGUCAUCUACAUGUGGAAUCAGAACAUAGAGCAUACUGGGUAACGAUGGAUUUGAAUAUGGAUGCCACAUCAGCAAGACAAUAUAGGUCCUUGGAGCUGAAUGAGAUGGAGGAGUUUCGUGACGAGGCCUAUGAGAACGCUAAGAUCUAUAAAGAGUAUACUAAAGCUUGGCAUGAUAAAAAUCUUGUUCGCAAGGAGUUUCAACCUGGGAAGCAAGUGUUAUUGUUCAAUUCUAGGUUGAAGCUAUUCCCAGGAAAGAUGAAGUCAAGAUGGUCCAGAACUUAUACUGUAGUAAGAGUAUUUCCUUAUGGAGCGGUGGAAUUACUGAACAAAAAUAAUGAGACUUUUAAGGUAAAUGGUCAACGAGUGAAGUCAUACUUGGGUGGUCACGUUGAUCAAGCCAAGUCUAUCAUCAUGUUGAAGUCAGUCUGA
Molecule: messenger RNA, 924 nt
Organism: Humulus lupulus (European hop)
Lineage: Eukaryota; Viridiplantae; Streptophyta; Magnoliopsida; Rosales; Cannabaceae
Exons: 1
Coding region: 1-924 (307 amino acids)
Biological process (GO): DNA integration
Molecular function (GO): nucleic acid binding
Source: RefSeq, a predicted model, not a curated record